This is a messenger RNA of Sorex fumeus (smoky shrew), 6744 nucleotides long. Its product is annotated as CAP-Gly domain-containing linker protein 1-like. Gene Ontology annotation, molecular function: microtubule plus-end binding. Gene Ontology annotation, biological process: cytoplasmic microtubule organization; positive regulation of microtubule polymerization. Gene Ontology annotation, cellular component: nucleus; microtubule plus-end; cytoplasm. Lineage: Eukaryota; Metazoa; Chordata; Mammalia; Eulipotyphla; Soricidae. The record is from RefSeq and is a predicted model, not a curated record.
AUGAGUCUGCUGAGGCCCAGCGGGCUGAAGACCCCCACCAAGAUCCUCAAGCAUGGGAGCUGGGCCCUGAAGGCGCCCUCGGCCGCGGCUGCUCCCGUUGAGGAGUCUGUGCCUGGAGAGAAAAUACCCAGCGCCCCCUCCUCGGAGACGCAGGAGGAGUUUUUGGACGACUUCCAGGUCGGGGAACGAGUCUGGGUGAAGGGGAACAAGCCUGGAUUCAUCCAGUUCCUCGGGGAGACCCAGUUUGCCCCUGGUCAGUGGGCCGGGAUCGUCUUGGACGAGCUCAUCGGCAAGAACGACGGCUCGGUGGCGGGUGUGCGCUACUUCCAGUGCGAGCCGCUGAAGGGCAUCUUCACCCGGCCGUCCAAGCUGAGCAGGAGCUUGCAGGCCGACGAUGAGACCAACGGCCUGCAGCCAGCGCCUGCUGCCCGGGUCACACCGCCCCUGUCGGCCUCCCGGGCCCCUGCCGCCGCCCCGAAGGCGCCCCAGCCCUCCACAAAGGAGGCACCGGCCGCCCCUCACAUCAGCAACCUGACCAGGAUGGCCAGCGAGUCCAUCUCCAACCUCUCGGAGGCUGGCUCCCUCAAGAACGGGGAGCAGGAGCUGAAGCUCGGGGACCGGGUGCUGGUGGGAGGCGUGAAGCCCGGUGUGGUGCGCUUUCUCGGGGAGACGGACUUUGCCAAGGGGAAUUGGUGUGGCGUGGAGCUGGACAAGCCGCUGGGCAAGAACGAUGGCGCCGUGGCCGGAACGAGGUACUUCCAGUGUCAGCCCAAGUGUGGCUUGUUUGUUCGCAUUCACAAAGUCACCAAGAUCGGCUUCCCCUCCACGACGCCGGCCAAGGCCAAGGCAGCCCCCGCGAGGCGUGUGAUGGCCACCACCCCCGCCAGCCUGAAGCGCCGCCCGUCGGCCUCCUCGCUCAGCUCCGUGAGCUCCGUGGCCUCAUCCGUGAGCAGCAGGCCCAGCCACACGGGACUAUUGCCGGUAACUUCCUCCCGCUGCGCCCGCAAGAUCUCCGGCACCACCGCCCUCCAGGAGGCACUGAAGGAGAAGCAGCAGCACAUUGAGCAGCUGCUGGCCGAGCGAGACCUGGAGCGGGUGGAGGUGGCCAAGGCCACGAGCCAUGUGGGGGAGAUAGAGCAGGAGCUGGCCCGCCGGGACGGGCACAACCAGUACAUCCUGGAGCUGGAGGCCAAGAUGGACGAGCUGCGGGCCAUGCUGGAAGCGAGCGACUGGGAGAAGGUGGAGCUGCUGAACCAGCUGGAGGAGGAGAAGAGGAAAGUGGAGGACCUCCAGUUCCGAGUCGAAGAGGAGUCCAUCACCAAAGGCGACCUGCAGGAGGUGAAGGCCCUGCAGGCGGCCUCUGAGAAGCUCGCCAAGGAGAACGAGUGGGGGAGGACCAAGCUGGACCACGCGAACGAGGAGAACACGGACGUGAUCGCCCCGUGGAAGUCCAAGCUGGAGACAGCCAUCGCCCCGCACCAACAGGCCAUGGGCGAGCCGAAGGCGUCCGUGAGCCGGGGCGUGGGUGCCGAGGCGGCCGAGCUGGCCGAGCUCAAGAUGCAGAUGGAGAGGCUGCAGUUCGAGUCCCAGCAGGAGGUGGAGAACUUGAAGGCCCAGCAGGUGGCUGAGCGUGCAGCACACGCCUCUGAGCUGCAGACGCUCAGGUCGCGGCUGGUCAGGAUGGCCCAGGAGCAGAAGAACAGCCUGGAGGCCGCGCGGGCCAAGCUCGACCAGACCGAGGACCAGCACCUGGUGGAGAUGGAGGACGCCCUGAACAAGCUGCAGGAGGCGGAGACGAAGGUAAAGCACCUGGAGGGGUUGCGGGCCAUGUGUAGUCAGCAAGCCCAGGCCCUGGCCGACGCCACGGCGCAGCUGGAGGCCACCCAGGAGAAGCUCUUGCAGCUCGAUGGGCUCCGGAAGGCCAGUUCCGCUAAAUUGGGAAUGGAGAGGCUCAGGCGGCAGCUCCAGGUGGCUGAGCGGCAGAUUCAGGAGUUAGAGAAUGCAAAGUGGGCCGAGAGCGGCAGGUUGGCCGAGAGCCUGGCCGAGGAGCUGCAGGGGAAGGAGCUAGCGCUUCGUAGUCUUCAGGAGAACUUGAACGAAGUCAGUCGAGUGAAGGAGGCUUUGGAGAAAGAGGUGGACGUGAGCCGCAGCCAGUCCCAGGCUCUGCAGGCCGAGCACGCCAAGUCCACCACGGAGAGCCAGGCGCAGCACGAGGAGGCGCUGCAGGCCCUGCAGAAGCUGCGGCUGCAGGCGGAGGAGAAGCUGCAGGCGGUGCAGGCGGAGAACGGGAGCCUGCUGCGGGAGGUGGCCGAGCUGAAGACGCAAGCCGACAAGGCCAAGUCAUUAACUUCCCUAAUAACAUCAGAGGAAAUUGAGCUGAUGUCGGAGGAUCGCAGGGCCCUGAGGUCAGAGAAUCAAUUGCUGGCGAAGGAGAAGCUCUCUCUGAAGUCAGAGAGAGAGUCAUUGCUAUUGAAGUUGAAGGAAGCGGAGGCCAAAAACUCUUCGCUGCGGGAAGAGCAGAGGAAGCUCUGGCUGUUGAACCAAGCGAUUCUUUUCGAUAAAGAGAAGGUCAUCGAGGCCAGGCGGGCCGCAGAGAAGCUCUGGCAGGAGGAGCGGCUCGGCCGAGAAGCCCUCGAGGCGGAGAAAGAGAAAGUGCUGGAAGAGGGCAGGGCAGUGCAGGAGGAGCUCCAGAGGGUGCGCGCGGAGAACGACGCCCUGCAGGUCGCCAAGGUGGGGCUGCAGGCCCUGGUGGAGGAGCUGCAGAUGAGCAAGAGCGGCCUGGUGGCCGAGUGUAAGAAGGGCCUGGAGGAGAGGGGCCAGCUGGAGGAGCAUGCGAAGAAGCUGGUUCUGGAGAACCUAUCCCUGGCCAAAGACAAGGACAACAUCAUCCAGAAGCUGCAGUGCUCCUAUGAGGAGCUGGCUCGGGAUCAGAAGUCGCUGGUGCAAGAGAUCGCGGAGCUCACGGCCGAGAAGAAAUCGGUCCUCGAGAAUCAGUCGCUGGAGAAGACACACGCCAGCAUGCUGCAGGCCAAGGAGGCGCUUGACGCCGAGCGGCAGGAGGAGUGCCGGCGGCUGGCGGAGGACAGGCUCGCGGCACAGCAGGCCCUGGUGCAGGAGCGGGAGGCCCGUACCCAGGAGACCCAGGCGGCCGCCCACGAGGCCAGCCAGCUGCGAGGCCGCCUGGGGCUGCUGGAGCAGGAGGUGGAGGAGCUGCGGGCGCGUGCCCAGGGGCUGCAGGCCGAGCACCUGGACCUGGUGGAGGAGAAGGCGCGGUCAGACAAGAACGUGGCCGAGAUCCUGCGGGAGAAGGAGCAGCUGGCCGGCAGUUACUUCCUCCUCCAGAAGGAGGUCAGUCGGCUGGCCCAGACCAGCAGCCACGUCUCGGCCAACCUUCUGGAGGCCCAGAAGGAGAACCGCGGUCUGAGGAAGGACAAAAUCAGGCUCGCCGUUAAAAUCAGAGAGCUCGAGACGCUGCCGGCAUUCACGGCUAUGCAGACAGCGGAAGAUGCCAGGCAUUUUAUGGAACAACUGUCCCAAGAGAAGACAGAGACCCUGGCCUCCCUGGAGGACACCAGGAACACCAAUGCAAACUUGCAGAAUACGCUCAGGUCGCGGCUGGUCAGGAUGGCCCAGGAGCAGAAGAACAGCCUGGAGGCCGCGCGGGCCAAGCUCGACCAGACUGAGGACCAGCACCUGGUGGAGAUGGAGGAUGCCCUGAACAAGCUGCAGGAGGCGGAGACGAAGGUAAAGCACCUGGAGGGGUUGCGGGCCAUGUGUAGUCAGCAAGCCCAGGCCCUGGCCGACGCCACGGCGCAGCUGGAGGCCACCCAGGAGAAGCUCUUGCAGCUCAAUGGGCUCCGGAAGGCCAGUUCCGCUAAAUUGGGAAUGGAGAAGCUCAGGCAGCAGCUCCAGGUGGCUGAGCGGCAGAUUCAGGAGUUAGAGAAUGCAGAGCGGGCCGCUCGCUCAGUGGUGCUGCAGUUCUACCUCGGACCUGGUGUGUACUCCAGCCCUUUGUACCGUCUCUCCGCCAGCCAAAUGAACGAGGCUUUGGAGAAAGAGCUUCGGAGUUUGAAAGAAAAGUUCACAGAGGCUUCAGAAGAGUCAGCCUCUGUUCAGAAAAACAGGCAAGAAUCUGUUGAUAAGUUACAUCAACAAGAAGAACAGUUUAAGGCGCUGUCUUCUGAACUGGAGAAGUUGCGAGGAAAUUGAACAGAUAUGGAGGCCAAAUUCAGAGAGAGAGAUGUACGAGAAGAGCAGUUGACGAAGGCAAAGGCCAAGUUGGAAAACGACAUCGUGGACAUCAUGAAAAUGUCCGGGGAAAACUUGGCACAGCUGACGAGAAUGAAUGAUGAACUACGCCUGCAGGAGAGCCGAGCGGCCAGCCUGCCCCAGCUGGGCACGGCGUCGGAGUUUCCCGCAGAGAGUGCCGACUUAUUAACCUAAGACAAAGAGGAAAUUGAGCUGAUGUCGGAGGAUCGCAGGGCCCUGAGGUCAGAGAAUCAAUUGCUGGCGAAGGAGAAGCUCUCUCUGAAGUCAGAGAGAGGGUCGUUGCUAUUGAAGUUGAAGGAAGCGGAGGCCAAAAACUCUUCGCUGCGGGAAGAGCAGAGGAAGCUCUGGCUGUUGAACCAAGCGAUUCUUUUCGAUAAAGAGAAGGUCAUCGAGGCCAGGCGGGCCGCAGAGAAGCUCUGGCAGGAGGAGCGGCUCGGCCGAGAAGCCCUCGAGGCGGAGAAAGAGAAAGUGCUGGAAGAGGGCAGGGCGGUGCAGGAGGAGCUCCAGAGGGUGCGCGCGGAGAACGACGCCCUGCAGGUCGCCAAGGUGGGACUGCAGGCCCUGGUGGAGGAGCUGCAGAUGAGCAAGAGCGGCCUGGUGGCCGAGUGUAAGAAGGGCCUGGAGGAGAGGGGCCAGCUGGAGGAGCAUGCGAAGAAGCUGGUUCUGGAGAACCUAUCCCUGGCCAAGGACAAGGACAACAUCAUCCAGAAGCUGCAGUGCUCCUACGAGGAGCUGGCUCGGGAUCAGAAGUCGCUGGUGCAAGAGAUCGAGGAGCUCACGGCCGAGAAGAAGUCGGCCGUGGAGAAGCAGUCGGGCCUCGACAGCCUGUGUGUGGCUCUGAAGCUGGAGCGUGACGGCCUGGCCCAGAGCAACAAGGAGCUAUAGCUGGAGAAAGACCUGCUGAGCCAGGAGCACGAGAAGCUGGGCGCCAGCCUGGAGGCGGCGCUACAGGUGAAGGAGCUGCUGGGCGCCAAGGCCAGCUGCCUGCGCACGCAGCUGGAUGAGGACAAGGCCGUGCACAAGGCCAAGCUGAAGGCACUGCAGACGCAGGCGGCCAACGCCCACCUGGCACAGCUGCUGGAGCAGAUCAAGACCAGCAGGGAGAACUCCGACUCGUAGUGCGUGCAACUUCUGCAUGAGAAGGAGACGCUGAGCCUGGCUGAGCGGCAGCUGGCGGCCGAGAAGAAGGAGCACCUCGGCGAGAAGGACCUCCUGGCCCAGAAGCUCGGCCGCUGCUUCGAGGAGGCGUUGCGCGUGGAGUCGGCCCUGCGCGAGCCGCUGUACAGCCUGGGCUCCGAGAAGGAGCUGCUGGGUCAGAAGGCCACGAAGCUCCAGCAGCAGCUGGACUGGUUGCUGAAAGACCAGGCACUGCUGGAGGCGCAGCAGACCGAGCUGCUGGCCGAGCGGGAGGCGUCCCUGCAGGCCCUGGGCGAGCUCCAGCAGAAGCACGAGGAGGCGGCGGCGAAGCGCCGGGUGGCUGUCCAAGAGAAGAGGAAGCUGCUCGGCGAGCUAGACGUGCUGCAGCGGGAGCUCCAGGGGCAGCGCCAGGAGAACCAGGGGCUGGCGGCCAGCCAGGGCGCCCUCGAGGUGGCGCUGCAGGAGGCCCAGGACGAGGCCUGCAGCCUGGAGAAGACACACGCCAGCGUGCUACAGGCCAAGGAGGCGCUCAACGCCGAGUGGUAGGAGGAGUGCUGGCGGCUGGUGGAGGACGGACUCGCGGCACAGCAGGCCCUGGUGCAGGAGCGGGAGGCCCGCGCCCAGAAGACCCAGGCGGCCGCCCACGAGACCAGCCAGCUGCGAGGCCGCCUGGGGCUGCUGGAGCAGGAGGCGGAGGAGCUGCGGACGCACACACAGGGACUGCAGGCCCAGCGCCUGGACCUGGUGGAGGAGAAGGCGCGGUCAGACCAGAAGGUGGCCGAGAUCCUGCGGGAGAAGGAGAUGCUGAGCGCCGAUGCCGCCCGGCUGGCCACCGAUAUCGAGGCCCUCAAGGGCGACUUCGUGGCCCUGUCCAAAUCCAAGCUGGAGCUGCAGGGCCUGCACAGCUGCCUCGACGAGAUCCUGGCCGACCUGCAGCGCAAGCACGAGGCGGCCCUGGCCGAGCAGGCCCAGCCCGGGCAAGAGAACGAGAGCCUGCUGGCCGAGAAGAGGGAGCUGCAGCAAGAGAGGGCCGAGCUCCUGCAAGAGAAGGAGCAGCUGGCCGGCAGUUACUUCCUCCUCCAGAAGGUCAGUCGGCUGGCCCAGACCAGCAGCCACGUCUCUGCCAACCUCCUGGAGGCCCAGAAGGGGAACCGCGUGCUGAGGAAGGACAAGAUCAGGCUCGCCGUUAAAAUCAGAGAGCUCGAGAUGCUGCAGUCUUUCACGGCUGUGCAGACAGCGGAAGAUGCCAGGCAUUUUAUGGAACAACUGUCCCAAGAGAAGACAGAGACCCUGGCCUCCCUGGAGGACACCAGGAACACCAAUGCAAACUUGCAGAAU